AUUGAUGAUCUUUACGAAAGAUACAAAUCGAUCCUCCAUCACGCCAUAAUCUUACAAUUGAAUCUUAAUCCAAAAUGUAAGACAUCAAUUACUUGGAAUUUGUCUGCUUUUGGCCGUCAUAGUUUAACGCUUGGAUUAAAUUGGAAUAAAUAUCUCGAAGAGUCUGGCAUUAUGAAUUCUUCAUUGAGAUAUUUAUUGGCUGAAAAACCCUUAAAGGAUCUUGCACCUACGGCUCCAAACUCGAGCUCAUUAGUUAUAUAUAUUAUUCUGUCAAUUUUACAGCCACGAGCUUUCUUAGGCUUGUUUUUUGAUUUUGAUUUUCGGUCAGUAUUACUUGACGACGUGGAAAAAUAA
Messenger RNA from Acaulospora morrowiae, 354 nucleotides. The record is from the annotation of a GenBank genome assembly. Lineage: Eukaryota; Fungi; Glomeromycota; Glomeromycetes; Diversisporales; Acaulosporaceae.